GGCUGGGCGGGGGUGGGGCGGGCGGGAGGCCACACAAAGCCCGGCCCUCCCCGCCUCCGGGCCCCAGGGCCGCCCCGCUCUGUCCACGGGGCCCCGCGCCCCCCGCCUCCGGGACCCGCGGGGAGGGCCGCGCGAGCCCUCCUAAUGAGUCUCUGGACAUCUGAGUAUUGGAGCUGAGAUGUUUUCCUGUCUUCCCUCUGCAGUGCUGGUGUAGAUGGAAAGGAGAGAUCCACGCUUCUGAACUGCUGCUGGAGAAGAUCAAAUGCACAAGCCCUGCAGGAUGCUGGCGAAGUUGGGGCCUGCCUGACGUGGGAGGAGGUGCUGCCUAAGGGAGUCCCAGGCGUGCCGUAGAGAGCCUUGCUGGGGAGAUGUCAGCUUGGACCAUGGGCGCCCGAGGUCUGGACAAGCGAGGAAGUUUCUUUAAGCUCAUUGACACAAUCGCCUGGGAGAUCGGAGAACUGAAACAGGAGAUGGUGCAGACAGAUGUCGGUCUGGAAAAUGGCCUAGAACCCGCAGGAGCCCACAGCAUGGUGAGACACAAGGACGAUGGCUGUUCUGAGGAAAAGGAUGUGAAGACCUGUCCUCGGGAUUCUGGCUAUGACAGCCUCUCAAACAGGCUCAGCAUUUUGGACCGGCUUCUUCACACCCACCCCAUCUGGCUACAGCUGAGUCUGAGUGAGGAGGAGGCAGCAGAAGUUCUAAAGUCCCAGCCUCCUGGGAUCUUCCUGGUUCGUAAAUCUACCAAAAUGCAGAAGAAAGUCCUCUCCCUCCGCCUGCCCUGUGAAUUUGGAAGCCCCCUCAAGGAAUUUACCAUAAAGGAAAGCACCUACACCUUUUCCCUGGAAGGUUCUGGAAUCAGUUUCGCAGAUUUAUUCCGGCUUGUUGCAUUCUACUGCAUCAGCAGGGAUGUUCUGCCAUUUACCUUGAAGUUGCCUUAUGCCAUUUCAACAGCCACGACUGAGGCUCAGCUUGAAGAAUUAGCCCAGCUGGGACUAAAUUUCUGGAGCUCUCCAGCUGACAACAACCCCCCCAACCCUCCACCUCCCCAUAGGCCUGUCUCCGGCGCCGUGCGCCCCGCGGCGCGCCAGCUCUGCCUGGUGCAUGGACUGCACGGCCUGAGGACGCGCGCGCCCGCGGCGCUGGAGCGGGGCCGGGGCGGCGGGGCGCUGUGCUUCGUCAACCCGCUCUUCCUGGAGGUGCACAGCCGGGACCUGCCGGGGGGCCCGCAUGGGCCCGCGCCGCGCCCGCCUCCGCCGCGGCCCCCGCCGCCCGCGGGCCCCGGCUGCACGCCCGAGACCCCCGCCGGCCUGCCCGGGACCCCCGCCGGCGCGCCCGGGACCCCCGCCGGCCUGCCCGAGACCCCCGACGGCCUGCCCGAGACCCCCGCCGGCGCGCCCGGGACCCCCGCCGGCCUGCCCGAGACCCCCGCCGGCCUGCCCGAGACCCCCGCCGGCCUGCCCGAGACCCCCGCCGGCCUGCCCGGGACGGCCGGGCCGCGCGCGCGCGGGGACGCGCCGGGGAGCAGAGCGCCGCCCGUGCCGCCGCCGCGGCUGAAGAAGCAGGCGUCCUUCCUGGAGGCGGAGGGCGGCGCCAGGGCCCCGGCCGAGGCCCGGCCGCGCGCGGGCACAGCUGGCAGCGCGGGGGGAGCCCCGCCCGCCGCGGAGGCCGGCCCGGGACCGCGGCCCCCGUGGCAUGGAGGCGGGCAGAGACUGAGCGACAUGAGCAUCUCCACGUCCUCCUCCGACUCUCUGGACCUGGAGCGCAGCAUGCCCUUGUUCGGCUACGAGGGCGACACCGCCAGCAGCCCGGAGGACUACGACGGGGAGAGCGACCAGGAGACCAUGGCCCCCCCCAUCAAGUCCAAGAAGAAGAGGAACAGCUCCUUCGUGCUGCCGCGGCUCGUGAAGUCCCAGCUCCGCAAGGUGAGCGGCGUGUUCAGCUCCUUCAUGACCCCCGAGAAGCGCAUGGUCCGCAGGAUCGCCGAGCUGUCCCGGGACAAGUGCACCUACUUCGGCUGCCUGGUGCAGGACUACGUGAGCUUUCUGCAGGAGAACAAGGAGUGCCACGUGUCCAGCACGGACCUGCUGCAGACCAUCCGGCAGUUCAUGACCCAGGUGAAGAACUACUUGUCUCAGAGCUCCGAGCUGGAUCCCCCCAUCGAGUCGCUGAUCCCCGAGGAUCAAAUAGAUGUGGUGUUGGAGAAAGCUAUGCACAAGUGCAUCCUGAAACCCCUGAAGGGGCAUGUUGAGGCCAUGCUGAAGGACUUCCACGUGGCUGACGGCUCGUGGAAACAACUUAAGGAGAACCUGCAGCUUGUGAGGCAGAGGAACCCACAGGAGCUGGGAGUCUUUGCCCCAACCCCCGACUUUGUGGAUGUAGAGAAAAUCAAAGUCAAGUUCAUGACCAUGCAGAAAAUGUAUUCGCCAGAAAAGAAAGUCAUGCUGCUGCUCAGGGUCUGCAAGCUCAUUUACACUGUCAUGGAGAACAACUCAGGAAGGAUGUACGGAGCUGAUGACUUUUUACCAGUCUUGACCUAUGUCAUAGCUCAGUGUGACAUGCUUGAGCUGGACACUGAAAUCGAAUACAUGAUGGAGCUCUUAGACCCUUCACUCUUGCAUGGAGAAGGGGGCUAUUACUUGACCAGCGCCUACGGGGCACUCUCUCUGAUAAAGAACUUCCAAGAAGAACAAGCAGCCAGACUGCUCAGCUCCGAGGCCAGAGACACCCUGAGGCAGUGGCACAAACGGAGAACUACCAACAGGACUGUCCCCUCUGUGGACGAUUUUCAGAAUUACCUCCGAGUUGCAUUCCAAGAGGUCAGCAGUGGCUGCACGGGCAAGACUCUCCUGGUGAGGCCGUAUGUAACCACUGAGGACGUGUGUCAGCUCUGUGCCGAGAAGUUUAAGGUGGAGGACCCUCAGGAGUAUAGUCUGUUCCUCUUUGUUGAUGAAACCUGGCAGCAACUGGCAGAGGACACGUACCCACAGAAAAUCAAGGCCGAGCUACACAGCCGGCCACAACCCCACAUCUUCCAUUUCGUCUACAAACGCAUCAAAAGUGACCCUUACGGCGUCAUCUUCCAGAAUGGGGAAGAAGAUCUUACCACCUCAUAGAGAGAGGUGGCACUUCCCGGUGGUGCGUCCAAAGCAGGGGUUAGGAACCUCACUUUUAAACUCCAAUGGACUUGUGCUUGAAAAGGACUCUCCUCUUUGGAGACUCCAAAUUCAGUGACUAAGCCAUCCAUGGGUGAGAUUGGCCAAGGGCACAUCAUCAUCCACAUUGCCCAGGCAAGGUGACAGGAGGUUUGUGCAACAGAUGGAUUCUCCUUCAGAGACCGUGAAUUGCAUUUAGUAGUUCAGGUAUCCCUGAUUGUCUGUUUCCUAUCUCCAGCUAGUUCCUAGAUUGACUCGGGUGUGUGUAUGUGUGUGUGUAUACAUAUGUAUAUGUGUGUAUACAUAUAUAUAUAUAUAUACAUAUGCGUGGAAUAAAUAAUUAAGGUACAAGCUCUCCUCUUGAGUUCAACAGCAGGCAUUUGACAAGGUGUCCAAUACAGUGCAUCAGGUACUUCUCAAAUCUGUGGAUGGCUCCAUCCUUUUCUUCCUUUCAUUUUGCUUUUUCUCCUUUUUCCUUUUUUUAAAAAAGAGCCUUUGUGUUUUUAUAUAUUUCAUAGAAAUGUUUAUAGCAGUUGCAGGUAAACUGUUGGUUUUUAAAAUAUUUUUGUAACUUUAAAAUAUUCUAUAAUUAUGCAUGUGAUUUUAACCUUUAAUAUACAAAACAGAAUCUCUUGCUGGGUUUGAGAGUAUUGCAUUUUUAAAGUCUCUUUUUUGUAACUGGAUGUUUUAACUAUUUGGUGGGAAGAGACUGCUGGAUCUCUAAGGCAAUGUGUAACUGACACUGGGUCCAGAAUGCCUUUAGAACCCUAAUGUGCUGUUGUCUUGUUCAAUACUCAGUGGUGUUGUGCUGUUUCAUGUUUUAACCAAGUGAUGCUGAGAAUCAGGAGAGAAAUGAAUGUAGAGAGAGGUCGAGAGAGUAAUAUAGAUUCAAAUCAAGAACUAAGGAGCAUUAACUGCUGGUUCAGGCUCCUUGAGAGGCAUGGGAGAAAGGAGAUGAAUGGAACCACCAAUACUGAAAAUACUGUAAAUAUGCCAAGAGAUUUGGCAAGAUCUGUUCCAUAUGUAGUUUGCUGUUGAAAAUAAUCUUGAAAGUUCCAUGAGAAAGAAAUUAAGAUAAUCCCCCUUUCCCAUUUUCCUAUAUGAAUCAAAAGUAAUAAUAUCAAAAUGAUUUUGAACAGAACCAAGUAAUGUGUAAUGUGACUUUCAUUAAUGAAGAUGCUGUUUAGAAAAGAGUUCGAAGAUACACCAAAAAGCCUAUUCGUGUUAUAAGAUUGUCUAUAUAGUGGAGUUAAAUUUAUGUUUGUAAAACCUAUUUUGGGGUGCACAAAGUAUGAGGGUCUUGUAUCAAUGCAACACCAGUUACAAGAACAUGUUUUGUACUGUGUAAAGAUGCAGAGUCAUCAAAUCUACUUGGCUUUUACCUUGUACCUUUUUAGCUUUUGCUGUACUUUUAGAACCCUCAGCACAAAUUGUGUUGUACUUCCUUUUGUAAAUGAUUUUUUCAUGGAAUUUUGCACAUAAUACAUUGUAAUACUAUAUCAUAAUAAUGUGUGAAAUGAUUUUUGAAAUAUUCUCCACUUGUCUUUUUUCUUUUAGAAGCAAAAUAUAAUUACGUACUCAUAUGUCAUGUAAAUCUGAAAUCCACAGUG
Messenger RNA from Sorex araneus (European shrew), 4762 nucleotides. RefSeq names its product Ras and Rab interactor 2 (gene RIN2). The transcript has 14 exons. Gene Ontology annotation, biological process: vesicle-mediated transport; signal transduction. The coding region runs from base 369 to 3113 and encodes 914 amino acids. Lineage: Eukaryota; Metazoa; Chordata; Mammalia; Eulipotyphla; Soricidae. The record is from RefSeq and is a predicted model, not a curated record. Gene Ontology annotation, cellular component: endocytic vesicle; cytosol. Gene Ontology annotation, molecular function: guanyl-nucleotide exchange factor activity; small GTPase binding.